Molecule: messenger RNA, 2404 nt
Organism: Nerophis ophidion (straightnose pipefish)
Lineage: Eukaryota; Metazoa; Chordata; Actinopteri; Syngnathiformes; Syngnathidae
Gene: slc25a23a
Product: solute carrier family 25 member 23a
Exons: 11
Coding region: 307-1779 (490 amino acids)
Biological process (GO): transmembrane transport
Molecular function (GO): ATP transmembrane transporter activity; calcium ion binding
Source: RefSeq, a predicted model, not a curated record
GUACUCGAUGUGAAAACAUGAAGAAAAGUGAAACAUCUGAGAAUAAUUGUGAGAACAUCUCCAAUGUACGAGUCUUCUUGUCUUGCCGUAAGACACACGAACUGCGACGGCCAUCUUGUGAUUGACACCAGAGGCGGGACUGAUCACGUGACUUCCUGGUUCGCCGGGAGGAGUCGCCAGUAAGUGUGUCCGACUGGAGAGCUUCAUUUUGGGCUAGACUAAAACACAAACAUGCGUCAUUUACAGACCAUGCUGGUCCCCCAUCAAGUCUGCUUUCACUUCGGUUUCUGUUAACUGAAGGCUUUAAUGGCCCCUGCAAGGAUCUGGCUCCAGAGGGCCCACUGCCAGCCCGAUGCAGACCCUGCACAGGACCAGGAGAGGGAGGAGUACUGGGGAGAGCUGUUUGACCAGCUGGAUGUCAACAAAGAUGGAUGCAUUGACAUAGAUGAACUGCGCAAAGGCCUGGCGGGCCGAGGGCUGUCCAAAGCUUCAUUUGAGAAGAUUGUGGAGGCAGGGGACAUCAACCAGGAUGGAGUGCUUGACUUUGAGGAGUUCACCCAGUAUCUUCGUACUCAUGAAGAGCAGCUCAAACUCAUGUUUCAUAACCUGGACAAGAACAAAGAUGGUCUUAUCGACGCUGCAGAGAUCCAGCAGUCUCUCCACGCUGUUGGCUUGAAAAUCAGCCUAAGGGCCGCAACCAAGAUUUUAAAAAGUAUAGACAAGGACGGGACCAUGACCAUUGACUGGAAUGAGUGGCGUGACUACUUCCUGUUUAACCCACUCACAAACAUGGAGGAUGUGGCACGCUACUGGAAACGUUCAAUGAUGCUGGAUUUAGGCGAGCAGCUGACCAUUCCAGAUGAAUUUUCAGAAGAGGAGAAGAAGUCUGGUUAUGUGUGGCGACAGUUAAUGGCGGGAGCUUUGGCCGGAUCAGUAUCACGGAGUGGGACUGCCCCAUUAGACCGGCUCAAAGUAUUCCGACAGGUUUAUGGUUCGUCAAUGUUUAGAGGCAAUGUGCUGAGUGGUUUUCAGUACAUGGUGAAAGAAGGAGGAGUGCAGUCCUUUUGGAGAGGCAAUGGUAUCAAUGUCCUUAAAAUUGCCCCAGAGACCGCAAUCAAGUUUACAGCUUAUGAACAGAUCAAGCUCGUAAUGUGUGGCAGAAAGGAUACCAAAAAUCUCAGGGUUUAUGAGAGAUUUCUUGCUGGCUCUUUGGCUGGGGCAAUAGCUCAGACAGCCAUCUACCCAUUGGAGGUCCUGAAGACUCGUCUCACACUAAGAAAAACAGGCCAAUUCUCAGGAAUGACUGACUGUGCCAAGCAAAUCUUGCAGAUGGAAGGCAUUGCGGCCUUCUACAAGGGUUAUGUUCCCAACAUAUUAAGCAUUGUGCCAUACGCCGGCAUUGACCUGGCAGUCUACGAGACUCUAAAGUUUGCUUGGCUGAAUAGGAACAGAGGCGUGGCUGACCCAGGGGUCAUGGUACUGGUUGGCUGUGGUGCCGUCUCCAGUACCUGUGGGCAGCUGGCAAGUUACCCUCUUGCAUUGAUCCGCACCCGAAUGCAAGCACAAGACUCCGUGAAAGGAUCCCCUAAGCUUUCCAUGUCCACCCUGAUUCACACCAUUGUCACCCGAGAGGGUGUAGCAGGUCUUUAUCGUGGAAUUUCCCCCAAUUUGCUGAAAGUCAUCCCUGCUGUCAGCGUGUCCUACGUGGCGUACGAAUAUACAAGGAUAGCCCUGGGAGUGGAUGUGGAGGGUAGGCGGGGGAGUAGAGGGAAAGUGUAGAUGGUUUGUUGUGGUUUUCGUCUGCGAGAACAUACAGAUCUGUUGAAACCUGCAUGAGGAAAUGGACCUUGACAAUGGAUGAACUCACCGACCUGUGAUUGUAAGCCUUGAGGAUGGAAAAAUAGCAAAAGAGAUUUGACAUCCCUGCCUUUGGAUGACUUCACCUGACCUGGCAGCUGUUGUGAACAGUUGAAUGUGUGAGUUGCAUUGCACGGCAUGCCAGCAGUUGUUACCUGCGUGAAAAGUAACAAACUUGCCGUCAAGACUUGCAUGGACUUACCUGAAAGGCAACAGGUAGAAUGUGUACCGUGAGGCAUGGUGUGUAUUGGAAAGCGCAAGAGGGUUAUACAGCCUUUUCUCUCACUCACAGGUGAACUGUAGAGAAGAUGGAUGGCUUGCAGAACCACCAAUCCAGCAUCAAAACAUGUGUUUUAGACUUAUAUAAAGUGGGCUGAAAUGAUCCAAACACUGAAGCAGAGAACAGAAGAAAACUUAACUCAAAAACUGUGGUCAUCCAAAUGGAUAUAUGGAGAUUUUUUUAUUUAUUUAUUUAUAGAUUCAUGUAAGAUUUUCAAUUUUUACAACACAUUUACAGCAGUAUACAUUAAAAUGUUGGCAAUGUAAA